Messenger RNA from Drosophila serrata, 5760 nucleotides. RefSeq lists its product as uncharacterized. Gene Ontology annotation, biological process: protein dephosphorylation. Gene Ontology annotation, molecular function: protein tyrosine phosphatase activity. The record is from RefSeq and is a predicted model, not a curated record. NCBI's taxonomy places the organism in Eukaryota, Metazoa, Arthropoda, Insecta, Diptera, Drosophilidae.
UUCGAAAAACCCGUCGAACGAAGCGGACGUGUUGCUGGAUGCUGGCGCUCGCGUUGCGGUAUUCAGUUUUUUGUUCGAAUAAACAAACACACGAAAAAUUGUUAACACAAUUUUGUUGGUUCUAUUGUGCGGAAAUCGAGUGAGAGGGGAAAUAAACAGAAACCGCAAGCAAAAGCAACAACCAGGCGCGUCUUUGUGUGUGCGUGUGUGGAGCGGAAAACGAAAGGGGAGCAGAGUGUAAAUAAUACAAGUGCGUGUGGCUCUGUGUGUAUGAGUGAAAUAUGGAAAUUGAAAAUGCAAUUAAUUGCAAAUUAAUGUCAAGCCAUAGAAAUCGCUCAAUUGUUUAAAAAGUGCAAGAGGAAAGUGUCGUUACUGGAUUUGUUGUUGUUUGUUUAUGUCAACGCGGAAGCCAAAAGUGUGACGUGAAAAGUCUACGUAUUUCUGUAUUUUUGCAACAACAAUGAAGCCAUCGAGAAAAGUGCUGAAAUCGUCAAUCUAAAAUCGGAGCUGCCGAGAAGUCUAUACUAUAUAAAAUAUAAACAUUUUUUGGUAAAAUGGCCCCUUUAAUCUCAGAGGAAUAAACAAGGAACAAAUGGUUGCAAAUUGCUCAAAAUAAAUAUGAAAAACCAAGCCAAAAAAGAACUGCAAUAACUCAAGCUCAAACUGAGAUUUUGAGGCCCAGUCGAACGUGGAAUUGACUUGACCCAGAGAGGGGCACCCAAGACUAUAGAAACACAGGUAUAAAGAAACACAAUGCGUAUGGGUAGCAGGCUGAGUAUUGGCGGCUUUAUGCUCGCCCUGGCCAUAAUGCUAACGCAGGCACGUUUCAUUGCGAAAAGAGAAACCGCUCAGUUGGAUCAAGCGGUGGCUUCCACAUCCAUUUCCACUGACCCUGACACUGUUACGCCGGCCAGGGAAAGCGGGAAUGUCGGUGCAGCAAAUGAAGCAAAGGAAGAAGUCCUCGGGGUUACCCAGGAAGCUAUAACAAAGCUGGAAGAUGAACCUGGAACCGAUACUGAGAGCUUAAAGACUAAGCCUACAGAGGAAAGAAUCUCUGAAAUCAGUAGCUCCAAGGAUGGUCUACUGGAGAAAGAGCAACCCAAACCAAAGGAGGAGGAAACUCAGUUGGAGAAGAAAAGCGAAGGAAGCUCAAUAAAUAAGGAAGUCCUUGCUCAACCAGCCACGGAAGACUCAACUAUAAUUCCUAAGACUCAUUUGAAGAACGAACAAAACGAAGCUACAAGCACAACCACAAAGCCUAAAGAACUACAGCAGGCAGAAGUCAAAGAAUCUCUUUCCACGGAAGAACCCCCAAAACAGUCUGAAAUCCCUGAGAAAACUACAGGAACUCCACUUAGCACCACCACCGAGAAUCUCCUAAGGAAACCUGUAACUUUAGGCAUUCCUAGCACCACUGAGAGAUCCUCAAAUACCACCACUCGAUCCUCUGAGCACGGUCGAUCCAUGCAGUACUCCUCAACCACUGAGGAAGCGAUCCAAUCCCUGGCUGCAGUCACACCCAUGAAGUUGAGGGCCCUGCCCAUGACAUCCACUACUAAGAAAACCACCACAACCAGUACUCUCUCAACAAGCACUCCUUCCAUCUUUUCCUCCAAUGAGAACGCCAUCGAAGAGUCGACUUCGGAGUCAGAGCCUGGGAUUCGACAGCUGCCCGAGAAGCGGGCCAAGUUCAUCAGUGAGAAUUCCACAAAUGCCCAGCAAUUGACACUGCCAAAUACCGCAGAGGUCUGGAGUCUGGCGGGGAUGAAGGCGGUACCAAAGGCAGCUCCUCCUCCGCUUGUUACCAGCACCACAGUGUUGCCUUCCUUGAAUCACACUGAUUUGACCAACGACAUUGAAGUGUCCGGAGCGCAGAACCGUACAAAGCAGCAGGAGCAGCAGCAAGUGAAGGAGAAGAACCUACUAGACUGGCAGCAAAUAGCAAUGAUGGAGAACCGCACCGAGUUUGUGGUGAGGACCACCCUUGAAGCCACCGAGGGAGCAACGCAGGCCACCACUGAACCAUUGGAUGAGGAGAGUUACCCAAAAAGUAAAAUUACUCAAGGUUUGGAUGAAACCACUCUGGGUGUGACACCUGCAAUGGCAGAGGGAAAUUCCUCUGAUGAAAAGCUAACAACAACAUCGUCUCGAAUGGAGUUACUGGAUGUUCCAAUGGUCAAAAAGAUGUCCGAAUUGGCCAACGCCAAGUUAACAGAGGCUCAAAAUAAGACAAAAGCCACAACAGAGGCUUUAAUUAACAUUCCCGUAACACAGCAACCCUCAACAGCUGAUGUAACAGCGAGGGUGGCUUUAACUAAAAUGGAAUUGCCAAGUGUAACAGCUUUAUCUGGUGAAAUGUCAGCUCUGGUUAAUGCAACCACUGAGGGAGCAGGAACAGUGCAACAUGCUUCAGCUGAAAUUGAUUCGGAACCAGCAGCAGCAGCAGUAUCUGAAGCAGUAACAUUGGCAACAAUGACAACAACUGCUCCUAAGGCAAACCUAGAAGUCUUAACAUACACAGAAGCCACAACAACAUUUGCAGCGACAGAAGCAACAUUAACAACAACUGCAAUACCAGCUGCUGCAACAUCAACAACAUCUGCAACACAUGCAGCAACAUCAACAACAUAUGCAAUACCAGCAGCAACAUCAACAACAAGUGUAAUACCAGCUGCUGCAACAUCAACAACAUCUGCAACACCCGCUACAACAUCAACAACAUCUUCUGUUAGUUCGGAAACCCCCGAUGUUACCACCAGCAGCACAACUGAAAUGGCAAUUAAAGCCUCUCCUGUAAAUGCCAGUAACAUCAGCAACAUUCAACCAAACAACAAUGAGAGCGAAGCUUACGAGGCUUUUAACAGCAAUGAGAGCAGCAGCAGAAACAUAAACAACAACGACAACCUAGCCUACGAGGUAGAUAAUACCAGUAACGACGUCAUCGUCGCCACAACCAUCACUCCCGAGAGCGAGCAGCAGAGAGCAACAGCAACGACAGCGACAGUCGUCGAGGCAAAACCAGCAGCACCGACAACCGAGGCAACAGCCACUGCUGUUAGUGAAAACUUGAAUGGCGAGGUGAGCACUACGAGUACAAAUCAGCCUGAUAUCAUCGUCACCGGGACGAGUGCAAUCCCAAUCACGAGUGCAAUUACGGGCACAAGUACGAGUACAUCGACUCUAGCUACGACUACGCCUACGCCAACGGAAGUGGCGCAAAUUAGCAAUGAAGUGAAUUUGGAGGCAGUGACAGUGAAGAGUGUGAGCGAAAACGGCCAAGACCUGGGCUCAGGCCCAAUAACGGCCGAGAAAACCGAUAACGCGGUCAAUAACAGUGUGGCCAUAACAGAGAGCGAGCCAGCAGCAGGCACAAGUUCCACCACAACACGAACAACAACCACAACCGGCAGUCCGCUCAGUGACCUCGGUAAACUUAGCCAGGAGCACGAGUCCUCGCUGGAGACCAACAACAUAGGCGAGGCACCCGAAUCCACAACAACAGCAGCAGCAACAUCUGCCACGGAUGAGAGCACACCAACACCAGCAACAACAGCAGCAGCAGCAGCUGGGGCAGCAACAGGUGGCCAACAGGUAAAGGGGACCCUGCACCAUGAAGGGCAACAGGUGGCCGAAGAGCAGGAUACAGAGCAGCAGCUAGCCAAGACAACGAUGGCAGUUAUAACCAGCACCAGUACCACAACGGAGGCACCCUUGACCACUACCAGUACCAGCACUACCAUGCAACCCCCGGUUAUAAGUCUCCUGGACGAUAGCACCACUACCACGACGACUACGACUACGACAACCACAGUUGCUCCUGCAACCGAGGAGUACACGGAAUCGCCUUCGGUGAGCAGCAGCACGGUUAGCAACAUGUUGCCCCUGGACACCACAACCACCACUCAAAUGCCACCGCCCACCUUCAUGGCUCCUUAUCCCAACGAACUGGAUCACAUGCAGACCAAUGCCCAGGGCAAUGGGACGGAUGUCAAUGUGAUCAUAGCCAUCACUGUCAGUGUGAUUUUUGUGGUGGCCCUCAUCCUGCUGGUGGCGUUCCUUUACUUGAUGAGAAAACGCCAAAAGCAGACGUCCUAUGGCCAGCGCUGUCGUCCCGUAAGCCUGGAUGCCUACUCCCUGGACAAUGUCUCAGUGCUGGGCAGUGUGCGAAGGAAGGGCAGAGAUGUGAGGGCAUCCAAGAGGACCUAUGGCAAUGCUGCCUUUGAUGAUCCUUCAUUAAGGCAUAAUCUUUUAACUGCCAGUGAACUGGGACGCUUUGUGGAGAGGCGAUCAGAUGUCUUUGAGGAGUUCCGGGAUGUGCCACAGAUUAUAGCCAGAGCUGAUGAGGUUCCACCUGGUUGUGAGGACAAGAAUCGCUACGCCAACGUGAUUCCGCUUCCUGAGACGCGUGUGGUGCUCCAGCGGCAAGGCGACGAUGACAAAACGGAAUACAUUAAUGCCAAUUAUGUGCGGGGCCCCCGAGAUGCGCCCAAUUACUACAUCGCCUGCCAGGCACCGAUGGAGAGCACGACUAGUGACUUUUGGCGCAUGAUCUGGGAGCAGCAGUCACGAGUGAUCAUCCAGGCGACGGAUCUCAGUGAGAAUGGAAUCGAGAAGUGCGCCGAAUACCUGCCACCAUCGGCCACUUUGGAUAAUCACAGCAGCUAUGGUGACUAUCAGGUGACACUGAAGCAUCGCGAGGUGAAGGACAGAUACGCCAUAUCCACGCUGGUCCUGAAGCGUGUGGAUGGUGAGGAGAGCCGCGAACUCACCCACUACUGGUACAAGUGGCCCGAGGCUGGAGUGCCCGCCGAGGAGGCACCGAUCAUAGCCAUGCUGCUAGAGGCGCGAUCCUCGCUCAAGUCCUAUUGCUUGGAGCAGGCCAACGAGCUGCGCGAGAAGUCGGCGACACUGGAGACAUCGUUGGAUACGGAUGGUGGCGGUGGUACUAAAUCGGAGGCAGGCAGCACGUCCAGCAAUGAGAUUAAUGGAAAUAUAUCCAGCAGGAGCGCAGCCAGAAACCAACAGGGACCCCUAACCGUUCACUGUUCUCCAGGCACGGGACGUACCGGCACCAUUAUUGCCUCAGACAUGGCCAUCCGUAGUCUGGAGACCCCGAAGCGUUCGGUGGAUAUACCACAGCUGGUGUACUACGUCCGGCGGGGACGGGCCAGCGCCGUGCAGACCAAGGAGCAGUAUGAAUUUAUCUACAAGGUGGCCAGCAUGUAUGCGGCCAAGAUCACAAAUCUGUCCAACGAUAACUGAAGAACCAAUCCCAGAAUCGAGUGGAAACCAAGCUGAUCCCAAGCUUGGACCGUCAUCAGUAGCAAAAGUAGCUGUUUUAUAUACGAAAUAUUAGUGUAACUUAGUAUUAUGCUCUGAAUUAAACGUCGUUAUAUUUGUCGGGCUUUAAAAAAAUAUCAUUUAAAAUGUAUGUAUUCCUUUAUUAUUGUGAUAUAAUCGUACAUUCUUAUCUCUCUCGAUAAUCUGUUGCAUAUUUAUAAUGUCAAUUUAUGUUUGUUUUGUUUUCUGCACUCGGCGCAAAUGCGAUCCGGGGCCAUAAUAUCGGAACAAUUGAGAAAUAUUUGGAGCUCUCCAUUUAUAUUUUAAGAAAGUCAAAUAUGUAAUCCAGCUAUGUAUAUGUAUGUAUCUAUUUUAAACGAGCUUUAAUGAACGUAAGUUACUUUUAAGUCCACACACACUGAGCUGUACUGUACUCAUUCAUAUUAUUGUGAAAUAUAGAAAAAAAAUAUGUUCAGCAAA